AUGAAAGGCAAAAGUUUGGAUUCUGAUUUACUUAAAGAUAUUGAUAGCCUUUAUGCAAUUGUUCAAACAGCUAAAUUUUCAACUUCACUUAACGUUCUUCGUUUACUUUUCCAAAUUCACAGUGCUAGUGAUGGAAUUACUGAUCGUUUUUAUUGUGCUUUUUAUCGUCGAAUUUUAAAUCCUGAUGGUUUUGGCAAUCAGAGUCAUUCAAAAUUCUUUUCUUUGCUUCAACGUGUACUUAAAAAUGAUCUUGUUGAAUGCCGUGUUAGGGCUUUUAUUAAAAGACUUUUUCAAGUUGCUUUGGCUAGUUCAGCCUCUUUUGCAGCAGCUACUCUUCUUACAUGUUCUGUUAUUAUUCAAGAAAGGCCUAGUCUUUUAAGAUUGGAUGAAUCUUUGGAAAAUCAAACAGAAAAUGAGAAUAAAACAAUUAAAAAUGAAGAAAAAAUUAAAGAAGAAAAUAUAAAAGAAAAUUCUGCAUUAGAACAAAAAUUAAUUUGGUUUGAGCAAAAUGGAAAGUCUAAUGAUGAGGAAGAAGAAGAAACGUAUUUUGAUAUAAAAGAUGAAAGUAGUGAUGAAUUGAAUAAAGAAAUUAAAAAAGAAAAAAUUUCUACUGCAAAAAAACUUUCAAAAACAAUAGGAUGGAUUCAUCGACCUUCAUCUUCUUCAUUAAAUAAUAUAAAAUCUGACAAUAUUCCAUCUUUACCAAGAAGAAGAAAUGCUUAUGAUCCAAAUGCUCGAAAUCCUUUAUUUUCUGGGGCUGAUUUUUCACUUGAUACAGAAUUAUAUACAUUAGCCAGGCAUUAUCAUCCAACAGUUGCUUCUUUUGCGAGAACUUUAAUUCAAGGCUCAAUUCACUACAAAGGCGAUCCUUUAAUUGAUCUUUCACAAAUGCGUUUUCUUGAUAGAUUUGCGUUUAAAAAUCCAAAAACAAAACAUUUAAAUAAAGAAGUAAAUAAUAAACAAAAAUUGAAUCCUUUGUUUUCUCAUACUUAUAUUCCAAGAGGAAUAAAAGCAUUGAAUCCAACAUCACAGGAUUAUUUAAACAAAACAAGCAGUGAAAUUCCAUUAGAUGAACGUUUUCUCCAUCAUUUUGCUUCAAUAAAAUUUAAAAAGAAUAUUAAAAAUGAAGAAAAUAAAAAACGAAAGAAUGAAAAAGAUGAUGAAGAUUUUGAUGAUAUGGCUAGUUUAGACUCUGACGAAUUUGAUCUUUUAUUGGAAAAGUUCGAACCUGGUGAUACUCGAGAUGUUUUUGAUGUUGAUUUUAGAGAUGAAUUUGGUGACGAAACAAACUCUAAACGUAAAAAGAAGGGUGGUAAAAAAGGAAAAAUUAUUGAUGAGGAUGAUGAAUUUGAAAAUGAAUUGGCAGAAUGCAGCGAUGAUGAAAUUGACGAAGAAGAUGAAGAAAUUGAAGAAUUUUCAUCUGAUGGAGGUGAAGGAGAUGAAAGUGGAAUAGAUUUCGACGAGAAUGAAGAAUUAAAUAAAAGCGGGGACGAAGAUAAUUCUGAAAUGUGUGAAGAAAAUUUAGAUAAUGAUAGUGAUGUGCAAGAAUUUGAUAGUGAUUUAUUAUCUGAUUAAAAGGGAGGGAAAAUUGUUU
Messenger RNA from Meloidogyne enterolobii, 1594 nucleotides. The record is from the annotation of a GenBank genome assembly. NCBI's taxonomy places the organism in Eukaryota, Metazoa, Nematoda, Chromadorea, Rhabditida, Meloidogynidae.